UACGCGUGCCCGACGUAUCCGUCGCACGGUAUCCCUUUCGCGGCGAAGCGGAAUUCGGGCCCGCGCGCGUCUCGUCUCGUCUCGUCUCCCCCCCGGCGGUCGUCGCGGCGUCGUCGCGUAAAUCCUCCUCCCUCGCCCAUGACGUCACUCGCGAAUUACACAAGCGUCAUCGCUCAGUCUGUUGUGGAAAAUUUCGCGGGGUUCAUGGUGGCAGCGACGAGGUGCGUCGUCCCUUCGAGACCGGCCUCUCGUCUGUAACGCGGCGGCGACGGCGACAACGACGACGAGGCGUAUUGUGACCAAAAGUGAGCGUUCCUCUCUCCCCUUUUUCUCUGUCUCUCUCUCGCGCUCUCUCUUCCUCUCUCUCUCUCCCAGCAUCAUCGUCCACCGAUCAUUGUCACGAUCAUCAAUCCGUCGUUCAUUCCAGCUACGUGCGAAGCUACGAAGCAAGAGAGAGAGAGAGAGACGGAGAGACAGAGAAAUCUCCUGGCCGAGCCUGUCACGCGUCGUGUUGUUUAUUGUCAUGUCGUCCGCCUCGGACGACAUCGGCGGCGUCGUCGCCGAGGCUCGUCGGCACUUUGACGCGGCGCGACGACAUGUCGCCUCGCGUGACACUUCGCACCUGCCUCUGCGUCGCGCUCUCGCGUGACUCCUUAAUCAGGAAUCUCCUCUCAAUCCGGUUAUUCGCGGUGCAUUCGUAUAUGUCAUCUCCAUGAACUGCUUCUCAGCCAAGACGUUGUUUCAUCCACAAUUACGUUGGCAAGAGAAAAAAUUUUUUUUGUUACUCGAGAUCAUUUUCUUUGCGUAAUAAAAUGACAUAAUAUUAUGUAAGUUGGUGAAUAUUUUACGCACAAAAAAGUUCUGAAUUAUUCCAUUUUGUGAAAUUAACGUUUUUUAUAUCGAGUUGUGUGUUGAGCGAUAUAUCUGGAGACAGUUUUCCUGUGAAAGAUGUCAAAUUGGUUGUGACACGUUUGUGAUAUUUCAUUGUAGUAUUUUACGUUACAUGUGUGCUCGCUUAAUGUUAAGUGUGUUUUUCUCUCACGUUGCAGUCAAAGUUCACCAGAGACUCUCCCUACGUCGUCACGAUGUCUAUGCAACAGUUCUGUUUGCGAUGGAACAAUCAUCAACCAAACUUCAUCUCGGUGUUUUCCAACUUGCUGAACAAUGAGACUCUAGUGGACGUCACUCUCGCUGCCGAAGGCAGGCAGAUACAGGCUCACAAAGUCGUCCUGUCAGCAUGCAGCACGUACUUUCAGUCGCUGUUCACGGUGAAUCCAUGUCAGCACCCUAUUGUCAUACUCAAGGACAUCAAGUUUUCCGACCUCAAGAUUAUGGUGGACUUUAUGUAUUAUGGAGAAGUGAACAUAUCUCAAGACCAAUUGCCAUCCAUCAUAAAGACGGCGGAGAGCUUGAAGAUAAAGGGACUCGCGGAAAUGCACACGGCGUCAUUAACUAAAUGGCCAAGUGGAAGCAGUGAAACAGGCGGAGGGGAUCGCGGCGAAUCCUGCUCGCCAAGCCCGUCUCCGUUGUCUCCCUCUUUUCGCCGAAAAAGGUUAAGGAAGUCUUCUACUGGCUCGACGUCCGGCUCCGGUGACAAGCCAGAGGAAAUGAAUGAAAUCACAUUAGUGGCUACUAACAUCGUCAAACCUGAACCCCUCAUUGCGUCGCAAGAGAGCGGGGAGAAUUUGAGGCGACCAGUAAACACCAGCACAGAAUCUCAAGGCAGUAUUGAUGAAGAUCAGAUAUCGAUUAUGAGUAAUAUGGAAACUAGUUCUGCUAAUACGCCAGCCCAAAGUGACGGUUCUAUUCAAGAUGUAAGUCAACAGUCGGCAGGAAACAUUGGACAAAGUUCUGUUUCUUCGCAACCACCUGUUCAUCAAGUUCUUCAUUGCAAGCAGACGCAAGUAACGAAAAGGACUCGGCUGUUGAUCAGGCAGCCGCGUGUGAAGAAGGAGCCGAGCCACCUGUCGCCGGACGGCGAAACGGGCUCCUUCUCGCCGCACAUUGUCUCGACCUCGAUUCAUCACGCCGCGCCGACGUUGAAUCUUCCCCAGACGUCGAGGAGCUUCGAGGAGUCCCGUAUAUCGCCACCGCCGCACACCAUGCUGGUGAGCCAGCCGAAUCUGCUGACGGUGACGACGUCGCCCAACCUGCUGACGGUGCCGCAGCAGCCCUAUCUGACGAAGCAGCAUUCGCAUCCGCUGCUGUCCAGCCAGCAGCCGAGCACGUCCGGGACGUACUGGCGGCAGCACUCGCAGCCGGAGCUGCCCGGCAGGACCACCAGCCCCUCGAUCGUGAUCGAGCCGGCGCCCGUCCUCAAGACGGAGGAAGAGGGAUGCGAGGAAGCCCCGACCCCGGCCACGUCGGCUAUCGUCUCCGAGCUGGGUACCAGCGGCGGUAGCGGCAUUUCCGGCGGAUUGAGAGUGAAGACGACGGAGCUGCGACGAACUUCCUCGUCGCCACAGACGAGCAGUAGCAGAGAGCCUCGCGAAAGCAUGGGGGAUCAGCGAUUAGGUCACUGUCCGGUGUUGCGUCAGGGUCCAGCCUUAGGUUGCAAUCAUUGCUGGAACACGAUAGACGCCCACGGCAGAAUACUCCGUAGGAAGACCAAGUAUCAUUGUCCCGAAUGCCAGAUCAAUUUGUGCAUCGUGCCGUGCUUUCAGGAGUAUCACGAGCAGCGGCGCGAGCUGAUCACCAAAUUGAAACCCUUACCAAAAACUAGUUCCGUUUAAAUCUCCUCCCCCUCCCUCCCCUCCCCGAUUUCAUUAUGUACUUUGUUUUCAAAGUAAUCGUUACUUAUUGGAUUACCUGUUGAAGCACACGCUUUAAUUGUGUGGAAAUUCAACGUGACGACGACGGAAUCGUCCGUCGUUGGCGUGUGACAUUAUUUUUCUCUUGUACGACGAUGUGAGUUAUCAGAUUGAUAUCGUUUACCAAGACAUCAUGACUUGAUAUAUUUUCGUAAUACAUUUUACAGCAUCUGACAUAUAAUUGUCGAAGUAGGCGAAAUCAUCGCAAUCUCGCAAUUUGACGAUACAAAUAUUUAUAAUUGUGUGCAUUGUGAGUUUUCCCGUUCUCUGUUAGUGCUUCAGUAAUUUUUGUGACCUAGUCACAUUUUUUUAGUUAAGUUUAAUCUCAUCAAGAAACCUUUCGCUUUUAUCAAAAGCAAAGACUCUACUUUGUGAAAUUAGUAUAAAAUAUUAUUACAAAAAAGUUUACUUUAACGUAGAUAUGAAAAAAUUAAUAUAUAUUUUUUUUUUCAUGCUGUUUUAUAAAAUUCAUGACAAAAGUGAUGUAUCGAGAUUGGAUGCAAGAUUAUUACUUUGGAAAAUAUGUAGAUAAUUAUUGCAAAGCGCAGCAUUUUAUUAUUAUUUAUAUAUUUCAGAGCAUAUUAAGAAUACAAACGUUCGUUUAUAGAAAGGACUUAUCAAUUUAGAUAAUAUCACGAAAGUAAGUGUGAUAUAUAUAGGAAUAUUUAAAAUUAUUUUUAAGAUAAUUCAGGUUAUUUUCAUACGAAUAUAUAUAUAAAAUUUGAUUAUUUGUGCGUAUUAAAAUCGCACAUAUCGUACGUAUAAAAAUCGCAAUCCAUCUAAACUCUGUGACAUUAUAUAAUUUGACACUAUCUAGAUUAAUAAGUUUUAUCUUUUUAUACAGGACGUUUUGCAU
Messenger RNA from Wasmannia auropunctata (little fire ant), 3666 nucleotides. It is a transcript of the gene BtbVII, whose product is annotated as protein tramtrack, alpha isoform. Gene Ontology annotation, biological process: regulation of transcription by RNA polymerase II. Bases 1086 to 2732 code for a protein of 548 amino acids. Gene Ontology annotation, cellular component: nucleus. The record is from RefSeq and is a predicted model, not a curated record. Gene Ontology annotation, molecular function: DNA binding; protein binding. NCBI's taxonomy places the organism in Eukaryota, Metazoa, Arthropoda, Insecta, Hymenoptera, Formicidae. The transcript is spliced from 5 exons.